AUGAAAAAAGAAAUAAAGAACCAUACCUUAUCAAGGCGAGAUUUGGAAAUUCUAUCAAGAAAAAAAAAACAUUUGAAAAAUGAAGAGAAGAAAAUUUUUAGAAUAUAUAUAUAUGCUUUAGUGACUUUUAUAAUUUGUUCUUUACUUUUUUUAUACUUUAAUAAUAAUUCCUCAGAAAAUACUGACUUAAUUUUUAGUAACGAUGAAUUAAAAGUAUUUAAAGAUUUAUUAAAAAGGUAUAAAGAAGGAAGCAAUUUACAAAAUGAUGUAGAUGAAGAAGGAAAGACUGAUGGUGAUGAUAAAACUGAUUUACAAAAUAUAAAAGUUAAUAAAAAUUUGAUAAUAGACAACUUAUACGAUUUGAUUAAUGAACAGAAUAAGGUAAGUAAGGAAAGAUUAUCCGAAAUAUUUGAUAAUUUCUUAAAAAAAUCUAAUGAAAAGCUUGACAAAGAGUAUAUUUUGUUAAAUGGAGUAACAAAAAAGAAUGAUAAUCAUUUAAAUAUAAAAUAUAAUAAUAAAGAGCAGUUAAAUGAGGUUACAACAUUGGUAAAUUUAUAUAAUAAUUUAAAAUAUGUAUCAACAUUUUAUAAGUUUAUGAAAGAACAUAAUAAGAAUUAUAAGAAUAUGAAGGAAAAAAUAGAAAGAUAUGAAAACUUUAAAAUAAAUUAUUUAGAAAUCAAAAAACAUAAUGCGGAUAAUGAUUUAUAUAAAAAAAAGUUAAAUCAUUUUAGUGAUUAUUCUAAAAAGGAAUUAGAAAAUUAUUUUAAAAAGUUAACUUCUGUACCUCCUCAUCUCAUAGAAAAACAUGUAAAACCAUUUAAUGCAAUGUUAAAAAGUGCAAAAGGAAAUGAAAAUGAAAAAAAAAAUGAAGAUAUUUUUAGUAAAUAUCCUACCAAUUUAGAUUAUAGACAAAAAGGAAUAGUAAUUGAUCCAAAAGAUCAAGGUUCGUGUGGUUCAUGCUGGUCAUUUGCUGGUGUAGCUAAUAUUGAAAGUAUGUAUGCAAAAAAAAAUAAAAAAUUAAUAAGUUUAAGCGAACAAGAAGUAAUAGAUUGUUCUAAAAUAUGUUUUGGUUGUGAUGGAUGUCAUCCAUUUUAUACUCUUUUAUAUGCAUUGGAAAAUAAAAUAUGUUUAGAAGAACAAUAUAAAUAUAAAAAAAUGGAAGAUAUAUUUUGUUUAAAAUAUAAAUGUACAGAUAAAAUUCCUAUAACUUCAAUUGGUAGUGUUAAAGAGAAUCAGUUAAUACAAGCUUUAAAUGAAGUUGGUCCUUUAUCUAUUUGCGUUGGUGCAAGUGAUGAUUUUGCUUUUUAUCAUGAAGGUAUUUUUAAUGGAAAAUGUACAAAUGAAAUAAAUCAUGCUGUUCUUUUAGUUGGCUAUGGACAAGUUCAAAAAAAUAAAAAAUUAAUUGAAAAUAAAAAUACACAAAAAUAUAAAGGAACUUUUUCUGAUGAAAAUGAUAAUUUUAUAUAUUACUGGAUCAUCAAAAAUUCAUGGGGAAGUAAAUGGGGAGAAAAUGGAUUUAUGAAAAUCAUUAGAAAUAAAAAUGGUGAUAAUUUAUUUUGUAAGAUUGGUGUUGAAGUCUUUUAUCCGAUAUUAUAA
Molecule: messenger RNA, 1596 nt
Organism: Plasmodium relictum
Lineage: Eukaryota; Apicomplexa; Aconoidasida; Haemosporida; Plasmodiidae
Gene: FP1
Product: cysteine proteinase falcipain 1, putative
Exons: 1
Coding region: 1-1596 (531 amino acids)
Cellular component (GO): lysosome
Molecular function (GO): cysteine-type endopeptidase activity
Source: RefSeq, a predicted model, not a curated record